AUGUCUUCAUUUGAAGGCUUUCCAAAUAAUUUUUCCACAUGCCAAGUUACUGAUUCUUGGUCAUGGGUUGGAAAGCUAACCAAGCUCUACACUUUGGGCCUUGAGAAUACCCGCAUAAAAGGAGAAUUCCUAUCUUUUGUGGCUAACCUGACCCGGUUAAGUGCUCUAAGCCUCAUGGGUAACAAUUUUCAAGGAGAAAUUCCUGGGUCACUCUUUCAGCUCAAAAAUCUUGAAUAUCUUGACCUUUCCUCUAGUAACUUGAGUGGGUUUGUUGAGUUUGAUCAGUUUUCCAAGCUCAAAAAGUUGAAGGUCCUUCGAUUAUCAGACAACAAGUUAUCUCUGCAGAGCAAACCCAAUUUGGGUGCUACUUUUCCACAGCUUGAAGUUCUGGAGUUGAUUUCGUGCAACUUAACAAAGUUUCCAGAAUUUUUAAAAAAUCAAUACGAAUUGUCGUUCCUAGACCUUCGUAACAACAGCAUCCAUGGGCGAAUACCAAAAUGGGUGUGGAACGCAACUAGAGAAACAUUGUUCACUCUCCACCUCGCUCAUAACUUCUUAACAGGGUUUGACCAAAAUCCAAUCAUUCUCCCAUGGCAGAAUCUAGAUUUUGUGGAUCUCCAGUCCAAUAUGUUACACGGAUCAUUGCCAAUUCCACCGCAAUCAAUCAGAAACUAUGUUGUCAGAGACAAUAAUUAUAGUGGAGAUAUUUCGCGCUCCUUCUGCAACUUGAAUAAUUUACAAGCUCUUGACUUGUCCAACAACAGCCUGAGUGGCAUGCUUCCAAAGUGUUUGGGGAACUCCAGCUCUCUGGAAAUAUUGGACCUGCACCACAAUUCUUUUCACGGCAGUAUUCCUCAAAUAUGUCCAGGCAAAAAUAGUUUGAAAAUGGUUGAUUUAAGUUACAAUCAAUUACAGGGGAAGGUGCCAAGAUCAAUGGCCAAUUGCACUCAUUUAGAGUUUCUUAGCCUUGGAAACAAUCAGCUGAGUGACAUCUUUCCAUCUUGGUUAGGGGCACUUCCAGCUCUACAGUAUCUCAGUUUGAGGUCCAAUGGUUUUCAUGGCAUGAUUGGGAAGCCUGCAACAAACCAUGAGUUCCCAAAGUUGUGCAUCAUUGAUUUAUCUAACAAUGGUUUUUCAGGUAAGUUGCCCUCCAACUACUUAGACAACUGGAAUUCCAUGAAAUUUGUUGACGAUGAGAAUCACCAAAUUUAUUUUCGAGUCUCUCCGACGUCAAAGAGGUCAAAUACAUAUGCAGACUCUUAUGAUGUUCCAUACUCGAUCACGACUACUGCAAAAGGUGUUGAGUUGAAAUAUGAUGCGACCCCUUAUCAGCUUAGGUUGAUAGAUUUCUCAAGUAAUAGAUUUGAAGGAGAGAUUCCAGCAGGUAUCAUUGGGAAUCUAAGAGCCCUUCACUCGCUUAACCUUUCCAACAACGCUCUCACUGGUCAGAUCCCCUCAUCUUUAGGGAACUUGACUGCUCUUGAAUCGUUGGAUCUCUCCCAGAAUCAGCUCUCAGGAAGGAUCCCCGGUAAUUUGGCACAACUCAAUUUCCUUGCAUAUUUCAAUGUCUCCCAUAACCAUCUUUGGGGGCCUAUACCACUUGGCCAACAAUUUGGUACAUUCCUAGAAGAUUCAUACCAAGGAAACUCAGGUCUGUGUGGAAAGCCAUUGUCAAAGAAAUGUGAUAGCUCAAUAUCGCCACCACCAUCAAUCUUUGAAGAAGAUGAAGAUUCCGGGUUUCAAAUUGCACUAGAUUGGUAUGUGGUUCUGCCAGGAGUUGUUAGUGGUCUAAUAGUUGGAGUGGUUGCGGGGAACUUUUGGACAAGCAAGAAUCAUGAAUGGUUUUUAGAGAAAUUUAGCAGGAAGAGGCAGCCAAGAGGCACACGGGGGAGGAGAGGACACAGAAACUAA
Molecule: messenger RNA, 1911 nt
Organism: Prunus dulcis (almond)
Lineage: Eukaryota; Viridiplantae; Streptophyta; Magnoliopsida; Rosales; Rosaceae
Product: receptor-like protein 19
Exons: 1
Coding region: 1-1911 (636 amino acids)
Molecular function (GO): protein binding
Source: RefSeq, a predicted model, not a curated record